CGAAACUUGGGGAAAAAAAGACAAGAAUACGGUGACACAAAAUACAAAAUAAUCAGAAAAUAUUGAAGGGAUAUUAAUGGUUUAAAUAUUUCUCCGUAGACUUCAUUCGUUUCGCAAGCUAUCCAUUGGUGAGGUUACUUCAUUGGAAUUGUCAAAACGAAGACCAUCACGUUCAAGGACAUAAUAGUGAAGUACAAUGCAAGUCUUAACAAUUUUGACAGUUGAGAAAAAGUUGAUUGCAGAUACGAAGAAAAGUAAUCGAUUCAAUAAAGACAUAAAAGUUAUAAAAUUUCAAGUACUAGCGGUGGUUAAUCAUUACAACGCUAUCAUGAAAAAACCUGUCAACAGUUUCGAUAACAAUGUUAACAAUGUGUUGGAAAUAUAUGAUAUAAGAAAAGAACUUGGUGGUGGGGACCUCGGAAGAUUAUACCUGAUUGAAAAAGAAAAACUAAAUCUUAAACAUGGUACUGUGAGACGUUUAGUCAAAUUAUUUGAGAAUAUGAAUGCUCCUUCGGCAAAUAAAUAAUAUAAGUUGAUAUAUGACUCAAAAAAUCAGA
Messenger RNA from Sipha flava (yellow sugarcane aphid), 557 nucleotides. RefSeq lists its product as uncharacterized. The transcript has 3 exons. NCBI's taxonomy places the organism in Eukaryota, Metazoa, Arthropoda, Insecta, Hemiptera, Aphididae. The record is from RefSeq and is a predicted model, not a curated record. Bases 197 to 526 code for a protein of 109 amino acids.